Messenger RNA from Dromiciops gliroides (monito del monte), 2219 nucleotides. RefSeq names its product vasodilator stimulated phosphoprotein (gene VASP). Gene Ontology annotation, cellular component: cytoskeleton. Lineage: Eukaryota; Metazoa; Chordata; Mammalia; Microbiotheria; Microbiotheriidae. Gene Ontology annotation, biological process: axon guidance; actin polymerization or depolymerization; actin cytoskeleton organization. The record is from RefSeq and is a predicted model, not a curated record. Gene Ontology annotation, molecular function: profilin binding; SH3 domain binding; actin binding.
GGCGGCUGCGCGGGCCCGGCAGGCGCUCAGACCGGGAGGGGGAGCCCAAGGCGGGGGGCGGGGGCAGGGGGAGGGCCCGAGCACCCCCAACUAAGAAGGGGGCGGGACCCCGCCAAGUUCCCGCCCCCUCCCUGCCCCCUCCCCCUGCCCCUAGAGGAGGAAGCUGCAGCCCUCCACGGGGCGGGUCCGGCCCCAGAUCUGACCAGAGCUCCGGGCCCCCCCUCCCCUGCCCCUUCCCCGGAGCCUCCGGGUGUACCCCGGAGCCCGGGAGCCCAGUGCGGCCCAGCCCGCCCCCCGAGCGCCCCGCCAUGAGUGAGAACCUGCUCUGCUCUAGCCGGGCCACAGUCAUGGUUUAUGAUGACAUCAACAAAAAGUGGUUACCGGCCGGGACAGGACCCCAGGCCUUCAGCAGAGUCCAGAUCUACCACAAUCCCAGCACCAAUGCCUUCCGCGUUGUGGGCCGAAAGAUGCAGCCAGAUCAGCAGGUUGUUAUUAACUGUGCCAUUGUCCGGGGUGUCAAGUACAACCAGGCCACACCCAAUUUCCAUCAGUGGCGGGAUGCCCGCCAGGUCUGGGGCCUCAACUUUGGCAGCAAGGAAGAUGCAGCUCAGUUUGCGGCAGGGAUGGCCGAAGCCCUGGAGGCCUUGGAAGGGGGUGGGCCACCCCCACCUCCCCCUGCAUCCUGGUCUGUCCAGAAUGGACCCUCCCCAGAAGAGGUGGAGCAGCAGAAGAGGCAACAACUGGAGCACCUGGAGCAGGUGGAAAGAGAGCGCCGGGUCUCCAGUGCAGGGGCUCCAGUUGCUGCCCCAGCUGGGGGGCCCCCACCCCCUCCAGGACCCCCUCCUCCCCCUGGCCCACCCCCGGCCCCUGGGCUGCCCCCCUCAGGAGCAGGGCCUCUGGCCCUAGGUGGGGUGGGAGGCCCACCCCCAGCACCCCCGCUCCCGUCUGCCCAAGGCCUCAGUGGGGGAGGCGGGGGCGCCCCAGGCCUGGCUGCGGCCAUCGCUGGAGCCAAACUCAGGAAGGUCGGCAAGGAUGAGUCCUCAGGGCCCCCUCCCGCCCCAAAGGCUGAGAGCACUCGGAGCACCGGGGGAGGGCUCAUGGAGGAAAUGAGCGCUAUGCUGGCUCGGAGGAGGAAAGCGACAAUGAUUGGGGAGAAGGCCCCAGCCAAGGACGAGCCUGCCAAUCAGGAAGAAGCUGAAACAAGAAUUCCCACGCAGAAUGAGCCUGUUCGGAGACCAUGGGAAAAAAACAGCACAACCCUACCCAGGAUGAAGUCUUCCACAUCAGUCACGAGCUGUGAGGCCCCUACCUCAACUCCCAGUGCCCACGAGGAGUCCGAUCUCGACAGGGUCAAACAGGAACUGCUGGAGGAGGUGAGGAAGGAGCUUCAGAAAGUGAAAGAAGAGAUCAUAGAAGCUUUUGUCCAGGAGCUCCGGAAACGGGGUUCUCCGUGAGCAGAGGGACCCAGGAACCUAGCCCUCUCUCAGUCCCUCCUGUCUCGAGCUUUGGGCUGGGCCGGAGAAGGCUCCCCAACACCACGGCCCGCUUGCAAGAUCCCAAGGAGGUGGGCAGCACGGCCUGCCACUCCUUCCUGGCAUGCAGAUUUGAGGCAGGGGCUCUACCUACCCCUUCUGCCCCUGGUCCAUUCCUCCUUUCAGCCCCUUAGGGCUCCUUCCUCUGCUUGGGACAGAUCAAUCAGUUCCAAGAUGUGAAGAGAAAUGGGGAGAUCAUUGCUCCUCUUCCUGGAGCCCCUUUGAGGGCCUAAUGUUCACUUUAAUCCUUAAAAGCCUUCAAUUUUUUUAAGAAAAUAUAUAUAUAUAUUUGUUUGGGAGGGAAAGGGGGGGAUUUUAUUUGUUUUGAUAAGGGUGGGGUCUUGGCAGUCUUCGAUGCUGUAAUCCCAACUGUCCUCUGGGAGUGUGGUUCUUCCGGGGGUACAGGGGGCCAGGACCCCUCCCCACUGCAGGGAACUCCCUCCUCCCCUCUCCCUCAAAUUAUUCUCCUUCCCCUUUUUCUAUAAGGAAUUAAGAUUCUAUAAAAUACUGUAACUUUUUUUGAAAAACAUUUUUUGUUGUUGAAUUUGGGUAGGGCUGGGUUUUGGAGCCAGUGAAUGGAGUCGGAACCCCCUCCUAGGAGGAGGGGGAAUGGUCUUUCAUCCCCUUCCUCAUGUUGAAAUGAACUUGGUUAGAAUAAAUCUACCCGUUUUGUUUUCUGCCACAACA